AGUUACAUCUACUCAGCACCUGAUUUGCUCUCGGCAGUCCCAACUUGUUGCGAGGGGUAAGAUGGCGCUCCGAACAGUCCCUCUCAUCGUGUGUCUCAUGGCGAUUCUUCUCAUGACGGAAUGCCUGGCGCGACACAGACGUCGACAUCAGCGAGCGAGCAGACGACGUCCACCGCUGUCGGAGUUCCCGCCACGCCUGCACGCCCAGUUUGCCGCCGUUGCAAACAACUUCACGUGGAAUCUCUACAAACAGUUAUCCUCGGGGCGGCAAAAUUUAGUGUUCUCCCCCGUCAGUGUGUUCAAGACUGUCUCCAUGGUGUACCUCGGAGCAACGAACGUUACUGCCAAGGAAAUAUUCAAUGCAGUGGGAUAUAAGCUGUUAAAAAGACCCAGAAAAGUGCGUAAGGCGUUCCGCCAUUUUGGAGAAAUGAUGCGCAGACCUAUGCGCAAUGUGUCGUUCCAAGUGGCCGAUGCGCUGUACGUUCAUGAAUCGAUUCAUCUCAGAAACAGAUUCGUCAAACGGAUGAGGAAAUUCUAUAAAGCCAAAAUACGGAAAUAUAAUCACAACACCAAGAAUGCCGCAGUGUCCUCCCUUAAGAAAUGGAUAAAAAGGAACACCCGGGGCAAGUUGAAUGACUUCAAGACUAAUUUAUCCGUCAAAAGCAAAAGGGCGUUGUUGUUUAUGAACGCCGUCUAUUUCAAUGGCUCCUGGGACAUGUUGUUCGACCGCACGCUGACCAACCGCACCAUGUUCGACAUCAACAGAUACACCCGAACCAAAGUCGACAUGAUGUUUUGUGACUGGAGGUACUAUUAUAAAAUAAACCCUGAACUUAAGGUCAAGGUCAUUGAAAUACCAUACGACUCGCACAGGUUUAGUUUUUAUGUAAUUCUACCCGAUGACGUCAAUGGACUUGAAGAACUGGAACGGAAGCUGACAUCCACGACGUUUCAGAAUCUCAUAACAGAUAUGAAAGGGCCAGCACGCUUUCAUUUGCGCAUGCCGCGCAUGAAUCUCAUGAGUGACCUUGACCUCAAACCUCAUUUGAAGAAAAUGGGGAUCAAAGAUGUGUUUGAGAAGAAUGCAGAUAUGUCGCCGAUAGAUGGCACUAAGAAUUUGUUUGUAGAUCACGUGAUGCAUAUGUCAGUUCUGGACGUGGAUGAGGGUGGCAGCGUGGGGUCAGGGGUCACGGGGGCAGGUAUAGCGCUGAGGUCAGUGCCCCCCGAGUUCAAGGCCGACAGACCCUUCAUGUUCGUGAUUAAAGACAAAUUAACAAAAACCGAUUUAUUCAUGGGCAAAUAUUCUGAUCCACGUGCCUCGUAAUUACUGAGAAUAUGUUGUCCUUGACCGACAUUUACGGGGAAAUUCCUCAACCUCCUUCGAGAAUACGGACCUUAUAUGAGGUGGACGAGGAAGGCGUAACAAUGCAAUUCUUUGAUGGGAUUUUUUCUCAUUGGUGAGGAUGAUGCUGUGGUGUAUACUAGAGAGUCAGACAGUUCUCACAAAAAUACACGACGUGGGGGUCAAUUAUGCACGCCCCGUCCCUCAAGCGUUCAUCGCGCAGACUGUGUGAUCUACUUCGACGCAGACAACCAGUAUGGUGGUGUAACAGUUAAAUUGACCCUCAGGCAUACAGUAUAGUGGUAUAUAUUUUCAACAAGUUUAAAUUAUAGUAUUUCAAUGAAUUUAUAAAUAUUGACAGCAACAGUAAAUGAGGAUUUUAACAUUUUAUUUAAUUUUGGCCAGGGGAAUAAAAAUACAUUAUUUGGGUUUUUACAUUUCAAUUUUUGGAGUCUGCGGAUUCGUAAACCAAGGUUUAAUCAAGUUUGGCCUGACAGAUAUAAAGAAAAACAUUCUGAUAUGUACGGUGUCCCAUAAGGGACAUGGAGUCUGUUUUUCCAUAUUUUGAUUUUUUCACUUACUUUUGUCGUUAUCUUUUG
Messenger RNA from Haliotis rufescens (red abalone), 1941 nucleotides. RefSeq names its product leukocyte elastase inhibitor-like. The transcript has 2 exons. Gene Ontology annotation, molecular function: serine-type endopeptidase inhibitor activity. The coding region runs from base 62 to 1324 and encodes 420 amino acids. The record is from RefSeq and is a predicted model, not a curated record. NCBI's taxonomy places the organism in Eukaryota, Metazoa, Mollusca, Gastropoda, Lepetellida, Haliotidae.